UAAUCCGUAGUCUGCGCUUCCCGUUGGCCCAUCGAGCUGCUCUACCCAAGUCUGACAUUGCGAAGAUGGAGGCUGUUAUGAUCUAAUGCAGGACACAUAGAAAGCGCAGCCUCCGAGUUUCAGAGCUCUGUUAUGACAACAAUUCCAUUGGGUCCAGGUGGAGGCAGGAGGUGUGAGUAGAGAGCAGUAGACGUCAGCACCAUGUACUCCGAGUGGCGCUCGCUGCAGUUGGUGGUGCAGAGUGACCAGGGCCAUGUCAGUGUUCUGCACUCCUAUCCCUCCAGCGUAGGCACAGAGGUGGCCAAUGCUGUUGUCAAGCCUCUGGGCACAGCUGUAAGCCCUGUUGCCACAGAGAACAUUCUUAAGACAGACAAAGAGGUAAAGUGGACCAUGGAGGUGCUGUGUUAUGGCCUCACCCUCCCUCUUGAGGGGGACACUGUCAAGCUUUGUGUAGAUGUAUACACAGACUGGAUGAUGGCCUUGGUUUCACCCAGGGACUCAAUGCCUCAGCCUGUGGUCAAGGAGCCCAAUAUGUAUGUGCAGACCAUUCUGAAACAUCUCUACAAUGUAUUUGUACCAAGACCUGAGCAGCACAGUCUCAACCACAUCAGGCUGUGCCAGCAGGUUCUGACUGCAGUCCAGAAACUGGCAAGAGAAUCUGUCUCCAUGGUGAGGGAAACCUGGGAGGUGCUGCUGCUCUUCCUGCUUCGCAUCAACGACACUUUGCUUGCCCCGCCCACAGUUGGAGUUGGUGUAGCGGAGAAACUGGCGGAGAAAUUGAUGGCAGUGCUGUUUGAAGUGUGGCUGCUGGCAUGUGCUCGUUGCUUUCCCACACCACCAUACUGGAAGACGGCAAGGGAGAUGCUGGCCAACUGGAGACACCACCCUCCUGUUGUAGAGCAGUGGAGCAGAGUGGCCUGUGCCCUUACCUCCAGCAGACUUUUGCGUUUUACCCAUGGACCCUCCUUCCCACCUUUUAAAGUUCCUGAUGAGGAUGCCAACCUGAUUCCUUUAGAGAUGGACAAUGACUGUGUGGCACAGACAUGGUACCGCUUCCUCCAUAUGCUCAGCAACCCAGUGGACCUUAGCAACCCUGCGAUAGUGAGCACCACUCCAAAGUUUCAGGAACAGUUUCUCAACUCCAGCGGUAUCCCUCAUGAAGUGGUGCUGCAUCCAUGUUUGAAACAGCUGCCCCAGAUCUUCUUCAGGGCCAUGAGGGGCAUCAGCUGCCUUGUGGAUGCUUUCUUAGGUGUCUCUGUUGAAAAGAGAAACGUACGGGAGAGGGUGUUCACUUUUUGCCCAGUGCUGCUCUCUCAUGGUAUUUCACGUCCCAGGGCUGACAGUGCUCCGCCCACCCCUGUUAAUAGAAUGAGCAUGUCUCCACCCCCCUGCAUUGCCAACACUACGCCCCCUCACAGCCGCAAGCAACGGCAUACAGUGGUCACCAAAACUACAAGCAAGAGUUCAACCGGCAGCGGUCAACCUACCAAAGCAUCCCAGCAACAGCAACAGCAGCAGCAGCAGCAGCAGCAACAGCAGCAGCAGCAAACUUCGUCCUCCCCGACACUGUUGUCCAGCCCCAACCAGAGCACCUGGGAGUCUCGACCGCUUCCGGCGCCGACACGGCCCAAGGUCAACAGCAUCCUCAACCUCUUCGGCCAGUGGCUUUUUGACGCGGCACUUGUCCACUGUAAGCUCCACAGCGGCCUCAGUAGAGACCCUAGCAUGACCGCCUCUUUUAUCCAAAUUCUCCUUUCUUAUAAAUCUUCAAUAGCUACACAAGUAGGUCUGGAGUUGAGAAGAAAGGGUUCCCAAAUGUCCACUGACUCCAUGGUGUCUAACCCCAUGUUCGAUGCCAAUGAGUUCCCAGAGAGCUAUGAGGCAGGACGGGCUGAGGCCUGCGGGACUCUGUGUCGCAUUUUUUGUAGCAAGAAAACCGGUGAAGAAAUUCUGCCUGUUUACCUUUCAAGGUUCUACAUGGUUCUCAUUCAGGGUCUGCAGAUCUCUGACUUCAUCUGUAGACCGGUUCUGGCUUCUAUCAUUCUUAACUCUUCCUCUCUCUUCUGUACUGACCUUAAGGGCAUCAAUGUGGUGGUGCCCUACUUCAUAGCUGCUUUGGAGACUAUUGUACCAGACAGAGAGCUUUCUAAAUUCAAAAUCUAUGUAAAUCCAACCGACUUGAGGAGAGCCUCCAUCAACAUCCUGCUUGCUAUGUUGCCGCUGCCACAUCACUUUGGCAAUAUCAAGUCAGAGGUUCUGUUGGAGGGAAAGUUCAAUGAGGAGGAUGGAUGGCCUCACGAUCAGCCCGUGUCUUUCCUGUCCUUGAGGCUACGUCUUGUCAACGUCCUCAUAGGGGCACUGCAGACUGAGACCGAUCCUAUCAACACACAGCUCAUCCUUGGUGCAAUGCUAAAUAUUGUUCAAGACUCAGCGCUUUUGGAGUCCAUAGGUGCACAGACUGAAACAGGGAGUAUAGAUGGGAGCCACAUGACUGUGAAGAGUCAGAGUCACAGCCGUACAAACAGCGGAAUUAGUUUCACCAGUGGAGGCAGCGCCGAGGCCACCAGUCCAGACUCAGAGCGUCCAGCCCAGGCCCUACUUCGGGACUAUGCUCUUCCAGAUACAGCGGCGGGCCUGUUGGUGCGCAGCAUCCACCUGGUUACUCAGAGGCUCAACUCCCAGUGGAGGCAGGACAUGAGCAUCUCACUGGCCGCCCUGGAGCUGCUGGCCGGGCUUGCUAAGGUAAAAGUGGGAGUAGACUCUGCUGAUCGCAAACGUGCUGUCAGCUCCAUAUGUGGGUACAUUGUGUACCAGUGUAGCCGUCCAGCCCCUCUUCAGUCGCGAGACCUCCACUCCAUGAUUGUAGCAGCUUUCCAGUUCCUAUGUGUGUGGCUCACGGAGCACCCAGACAUGUUGGAUGAAAAGGAUUGUUUGGUAGAGGUUUUGGAAAUCGUAGAGCUGGGUAUCUCUGGCAGCAAGUCCCGGCAGGAACAAGAGGUCCGACAUAAAGGGGAGAAGGAGCACAACCCUGCAUCAAUGAGGGUGAAGGAUGCUGCUGAGGCGACUUUGUCGUGUAUCAUGCAGGUGUUGGGGGCCUUCCCUUCUCCCAGCGGGCCGGCCUCCACCUGCAGCCUGCUGAAUGAAGACACCCUGAUUCGCUACGCCAGACUUAGUGCCACAGGAGGCAGCAACUUCCGUUAUUUUGUCCUGGACAACUCUGUCAUCCUCGCCAUGCUGGAACAACCUCUCGGCAACGAGCAGAACCCUAGUCCAUCAGUCACGGUUUUGAUUCGAGGCACAGCUGGCAGACAUGCCUGGACCAUGCAGCUCUUCCACCAACCCAGAGGAGCUCGGGCCAAUCAGAGGCAGGUGUUUGUUCCUGAGGGCCGUCCAACGCCAAAUAAUGAUGUAGGGAUCAAGUACAAUGUCAAGCAGAGACCCUUUCCUGAAGAGGUGGAUAAGAUUCCUCUUGUUAAAGCUGAUGUCAGUAUUCCAGACUUGGAUGACAUCGUCAGUAAAGAGGUGAAUUGUAUGGGCUGGCAGGAUGAUUCCAGAGCUACAAAUACACUGCUGAGUAAUUUCCCACACCUAGAGGUUCAGCACGACAAGCUCCGCGCUCUGAUGACCAAACAGAUCGACUACGAGGGUGCUUUGGAGCGGCACAGUGAAGACAUCUGGAAGUCCAAGUGUUUCCCUGACCCACAGAUCGACUGCAAACCCCCGCCGCCCUCGCAGGAGUUCCAGACGGCACGCCUCUUCCUCUCGCAGUUUGGCUUUCUCUCUCUGGAAGCGCUCAAGGAGCCCAGCAACAGUCGUCUACCUCCUCAUCUGAUUGGCCUAGAAUCAUCCUUGCCUGGAUUUUUCGAUGACGUCAGCUACCUGGACCUGCUUCCCUGCCGACCAUUUGACACUGUCUUCAUUUUCUAUGUUAGAGCUGGACAGAAAAGCAGUGCCGAGAUCUUGAGGAAUGUGGAGUCAUCAUCCAGCGUCCAGCCCCACUUUCUGGAAUUCUUGCUGUCCUUGGGCUGGCCUGUGGAUGUGGGACGCCACCCAGGAUGGACAGGGCACCUAGAUACCAGCUGGUCCCUUAACUCCUGCUCUGAAAGCAAUGAUAUACAACAAACAGAGGAAGCAAAUACUCCUGAGGACACAGGAGGCUCGGUGUUUAAUGGGGAGAAGCAAGUUUUAUAUUAUGCUGACGCUCUGACAGAGAUUGCCUUUGUUGUUCCUUCUCUAACUGAAAAUUCAGAGGAGUCAUCGGUGCACAGUGACUCCACAGUGGAGGCGGACACCAACUCAGACCUCAUGCCUACUUUACUGAAACAACCUAAUCUCACACUGGAGCUGUUCCCCAACCAUUCUGAAUCCCUGGAGUCUGCUAAAAAGUUAAGUCCUUUGGUGAAGACAAAGAGAUCGUCAUCUGGAAAGUCUUUCCCACCACUGGGUCCGGAGACGAAGGUGUUUGUGGUCUGGGUGGAGCGCUUUGAUGAUAUCGAGAACUUCCCAUUGUCUGAUCUCUUGGCGGAAACCAGCACGGGCCUAGAAGCUAGCAUGAGCAACAGCACUUCCUGCAGGUCGGGUUUACUUGAGAAGGACGUUCCUCUGAUCUUCAUCCACCCUCUGAAAACGGGACUCUUCAGGAUCCGGCUGCAUGGAGCUGUGGGCAAAUUUGGCAUGGUGAAUCCCCUGGUGGACGGCAUGGUGGUCAGCCGCAGAGCUCUAGGUUUUCUUGUGCGUCAGACGGUCAUCAACGUGUGCCGGCGGAAGCGUCUGGAAAGUGACUUGUACAACCCGCCUCAUGUGAGACGGAAGCAGAAAAUAACUGAGAUUGUCCAGCGUUAUCGCAACAAGCAGCUGGAGCCCGAGUUCUACACCUCGCUCUUCCACGAGGUGGGAGAGGGAAGGCCUCAUCUCUAACGGCCCCGUCCUGUCCGGUCCUAACACUGGCUCACAAGCGUACACAACAACACACACUCUUAGCCCACAUUCAUGCACCAUUACAUUACACACACACAGAAUCUUUAUAUUUAUACUGUACUAUUUUGUUAUUUAUAUGAACACAUAUAUCAACACUGUCUGCCUUUGACUCUGAGAGCAAAGCGUCAAAAACCAUGCCAAGGUGAAAACGUUACACUUUUAAGUCGCAGCCACUCAUUGAAGAUUUGAAAGACUAAAGUUUCUGCUCAUUUAGGUUCACGCUUUGUGGCAAAAGGGAUUCUGCUUGUCUUGAACUGCAAUACAAUAGUUACACUGUUGGCCUUCCUGAACUUGUAAAAAGUUUGUUCUUUAAACUCUGUGACACAAGUACAUUUGUUUGUAGGUCUGUUUUUGUUUUGGGCAGAUUUCUGGUGGGAUUCACGCCAAGGACACAAACAUACAGGCAUCAUGAAACGUUUAGUACACAAAGAUGAUUGACAUGAUCAUGGUAAGAUAUACGACUCUCAUUCUCUUGCCAGCUACUCCUAGACACCUGCUAAUGUCUUCCUAGUGCAAACACAUUGGGCCAUUGCAGCAGUUGACUGAGCUGCUUCCAGGUGGUUUGCAGGACUCCUAUGUUGCAUUACUGUACGUCAUGUUUGACACCUGCGCUGUGUUUGUGCCAAUCUGACACCCCUCCCACUGCACCGUGUGUGUUUGUGUGUGUACACAUGUGGCCAAAUGUUCAGCCAGGGGAUUUAUUAACACUACAACGCAUCAUAAUGAUCCCUAGAAAUGCUCUACCUGGUGUUUCAGGAGGACUCGUGUCACUUUAAAUAAAUACAAAUCUCAUGGUAACACAGUUAUCGUAACCCAAAUGAAUAACAUUUAACUGAUACUGAGAGAGGUUACUGAGCUUCUGUGGUGUGCAAAUUACAGGGCUAACAUGAAACAACAAAGAUGUUUUAUGUGUGAAAUGUCUGCCAAUACCAAACAGAACCUUGUUACUGGGGAUGGAUUCGAAGGCCAAAAUAUUCAACGUAGCUGUCUUGGAUUUUGGCUGAGCAAAGCUGUUUCUAUUUUUCUUUAAAACUCAUGCAAGAAAAUUUAACUUGUCUGUAAUGCCCAGUUUGGAUAAUGGAUAUAUGCAGUUUUGCCUUCACAGAUGUUUUAAUCACGUUUUUUUUUUAACACUUCACGAUUUGUUUCACGUUUGUUUACUCACUGUACUUUGGUUUUUAUUCAAGCCCUUUCACUGUCUGCCUGUAACAAUGUGAAUUUAUUUAUCACAGAGAUGGAGCAGGGCAAACACCUCGAGUUUCUUUGGUAUAUUGGAAAGUCUUAAUGCACUGAGCACAUUUUAUGUUUCUUUUCUAUUCCCCUUGGUUCCCUUCCGGUCUUUUGUACUUUUGUGCAUUUUGAAAGAAAACCCUGCUGAAGGAAAAGUUUUAUCUUGUGAAAAAUGAAUGAAGAAGCGGCGUCAAGUUUUUAACCUACCGUCACUCACUUUUUAUGACAGUGCUUUAUGCACAUGCCUUUUUGGAAGGAAAAAAUACAUUCAAUACGCUUCAAAGAAACUACAUACAAUCAGUCAUACAUUGUAUUCUAUGUUACUCCUCUGAUGUUUGAUCAUAUUUAAGGAUUUACUAUGUACAGAAGUGGAGGAUAAUAUGUAAAUAUGUGACAGUGUAAGGCAUUUACAAAUCGUCUGUUGUAUUCGCCAGGUUUGGCGAGAGAAGUUGUGUGUAUGCAGUUAUGUGUGGGAGGAUCACAGUGGGUGUUGAAUGUAACAUGCAUCAAUUAAAACUAUUAUUGACAUUUUAA
Molecule: messenger RNA, 6741 nt
Organism: Betta splendens (Siamese fighting fish)
Lineage: Eukaryota; Metazoa; Chordata; Actinopteri; Anabantiformes; Osphronemidae
Gene: ralgapb
Product: Ral GTPase activating protein non-catalytic subunit beta
Exons: 33
Coding region: 202-4917 (1571 amino acids)
Biological process (GO): activation of GTPase activity; regulation of small GTPase mediated signal transduction
Molecular function (GO): GTPase activator activity
Source: RefSeq, a predicted model, not a curated record